Pipistrellus nathusii (Nathusius's pipistrelle) is the source of this 345-nucleotide messenger RNA. NCBI's taxonomy places the organism in Eukaryota, Metazoa, Chordata, Mammalia, Chiroptera, Vespertilionidae. The record is from the annotation of a GenBank genome assembly.
AUGAUGUCUGCAAAAGACAUGGUUAAAGUAAUGAUCGUCAUGUUUGCAAUUUGCUUUUUUGCAAAGUCAGAUGGGAAACCCAUUAAAAGAUCUGUGAGUGAAAUACAGCUUAUGCAUAACCUGGGUAAACAUCUGAAUGCGAUGGAAAGGAUGGAGUGGCUAAAGAAGAAGCUGCAGGAUGUGCACAACUUUGUUGCCCGCGGAGCUUCUAUAAUUCCCAAGGAUGACGUUUCCCCGAGGCCCCGGAGGAAGGAAGACAAUGUCCUGGUUGAGAGCCAUCAAAAAAGCCUUGCAGAAGCAGACAAAGCUGAUGUGGACGUGUUAACUAAGGCUAAACCCCAGUGA